This is a messenger RNA of Colias croceus (clouded yellow), 8443 nucleotides long. It is a transcript of the gene faf, whose product is annotated as probable ubiquitin carboxyl-terminal hydrolase FAF. Gene Ontology annotation, cellular component: cytosol; nucleus. Lineage: Eukaryota; Metazoa; Arthropoda; Insecta; Lepidoptera; Pieridae. The record is from RefSeq and is a predicted model, not a curated record. The transcript has 50 exons. Bases 134 to 7567 code for a protein of 2477 amino acids. Gene Ontology annotation, biological process: protein deubiquitination; cell migration. Gene Ontology annotation, molecular function: cysteine-type deubiquitinase activity; cysteine-type endopeptidase activity.
CUAUGCUGUGCGCUAGACAUUGGAGUUUAAAAGUUACUAUUACAUUUGAAGUAUUAUCAAGUAAUAAAAUAGAUUUCGUUAUAUUAAUUAUGUACAUAUUAGAAAAAGAAAUGAUUAUAGUUAUGUUAUAAUAAUGACAAUAUCAAUGAAGGAACAAGAGCAUUUGCCUGGGGAGAUGGUAUUCCCCGAGGCAAAACUAAAGGCAUUAGAAGAAAAAAUCUCACAUCCUCGAUGGGUAGUACCUGUUCUACCAGAGCAGGAGUUAGAGGCGUUACUUAAUGCUGCUACAGAAUUAGCAACCAAAGGUGAAGAUGUAAACAAUCUGCUUUGUCAGCGGUUCUAUAAUGAUGCGCUAACAUUAUCGUUUACAAAAAUUCUAACUGACGAUGCGGUUUCAUCCUGGAAGAAUAACAUACAGCAAUGUGUGCGUUCCAACUGUGAGAAACUUGUUAAAUUGUGUGCCAUGAAAUUGGAUGAUCCUAGAUUUUUGAAUCUCCUGUCAAUGGCAUUUAAUCCUAAUAAUAAGUUUCACACUUUCAAUGCAUCUAGGACUUCUGAAGGAUUGACAAUUUCAACUGUGUCUGCCACGGGGCAAGGGUCAAAUCAGGAAACUGAGGUUUUUGCCAGAUCUCAGGACCACAGAACACCCAAGGGAUGGCUGGUCCAUCUCAUUAAUAUAUUUGGUCAGGCAGGUGGAUUUGUAAAAUUAAGGGAAAGGUUUGAAGCUAUUAUGGGAUUCAAAAAAUCAGAAUUAACAACAUCUGUAAGUUCCGAGGAGAAAGUCACAAAUGAAAUAAUAGAAAAAGAAAGUGAAGAUCCAAAAGUUGAUACCACCGAUAGCAUUAUUAGUAGCACGGACAAUAUGGAGGGUUCAAUUUCCUCGAGGUCUGAUCAGCCAUCUUCCCUAGAGAUGUCAACAACAGGAGAAACCCGUGUAGCUGCUGUGUGGCAACUCUUACGGCCUCUGGGGCUGUGCCAUGAUCUUCUAACACCUCACACUGUUACAAUUUAUCUUCUACCAGUUUUGGAAUGUAUUCCAACAUUGUUAGAGAGUUUAACUGAUGACGAAUUAAAACGCGAAGCACGCGGUAGUGAGAAUAAGACUGACACAGUUUCUUGUCUGAUCAGAGCAUGUAAAUGUGUUUCUGUCAAGACUCCACAUCACCAUAGUCUACUUAAAUCACUAGAAAUGUUUCGAUUGAAAAUGAUUUUACGAUUGCUUCAAAUGUCGUCGUUCAAUGGAAAGAUGUCAGCGUUAAAUGAAAUAAACCAACUUAUAAGUACGAUCGCUCAGCAACCAAAACCAGAAUGGCUUACACCAACUGUUAUAACAACUUGGAUUAGAGAAAACGGUGUGGUGGAUAUUGUUUUACGCGAUUCACUUCAUCAACCGCAGUAUGUAGAAAGAUUAGAAAAAAUGCUAAGAUUUAUGAUAAAAGAGAACUCUUUAACGCGAGAAGACUUGGACGCGAUAUGGAAGGCUCAACAUGGGAAGCACGAGGCAAUCGUAAAAAAUGUACAUGAUUUAUUAGCGAAACUCGCUUGGGAUUUCACACCAGAUCAAUUAGAUCAUCUCUUUGACUGUUUUAAGGCUAGUUGGUCAACGUCCAGUAAGAAGCAAAGCGACAAGUUAAUAGAAGUAAUAAGGAGGCUGGCUGAAGAUGACAAAGAUGGCGUAAUGGCGAAUAAAGUAUUAGUUCUGUUUUGGAAUUUGGCGCAUUCUGACGAAGUAUGCACAGAAAUAAUGGAUUUAACACUUGCGAAUUUCAUUAAAAUACUCGAUUAUAGUUGUAGUCAAGACCGUGAUGCGCAGAAAACAAUUUGGCUAGACAAAUGUGUAGAAGAGUUGAAGAGCAACGAGACAUGGGUAUUACCGGCGCUAAAGAUGAUGCGUGAGAUAUGUUGUCUGUACGAGUCGGGCGGCGGCGCUGGAGUACGGCCGCACGUCACGCGACAAGAGCUCAUAGACAGGCUGCAAACACAACACUCCCUUGUCAUAUUGGUUACCGACUCGUUGACGCAUUACAUGGACACGGUGCGGGCGAAAUUAACGGAAGAGAGUGAAAUUGACUGGGAAAAUUGGUUACCUGAUGGCAGAUAUCCCCACGCGGCACAAGUACACGAGCGACUAAGUUUUUUACGGUUUUUGUUGAAAGAUGGCCAGUUGUGGCUUUGUGCUGAACAGGCCAAACAAAUAUGGGUAUGUCUGGCAGAAAAACCAGCUCAUAUUGGAGAUCGUGAAGCGUGCUUUCGAUGGUUCAGUAAAUUAAUGGGUGAAGAACCAGAUUUGGAUCCAAAUAUUAAUUUGCAUUUUUUUCGACGUAACAUUAUGACCUUACCUCCAAACCUACUAACUCAUUCAGGAAUCAAAUGUUUUGAAAGGUUUUUCAAGGCAGUUAACUCGAAAGAAGGAAAACUUAAAGUUAAGAGGCGUGGCUUUCUUCUUAACGACCCUGAUCUCAUAGGAUUAGAUUAUUUAUGGAGGGUUAUAACGGAGUGCGAGGACGACAUAUCGGCGCGCGGCAUCGAGCUGCUGCGCGAGACGUGCACGUGCACGGGCGCCGCGCUGCCGCCCGCGCACCAGCACGAGGCGUUCCUCACGCAGUGCUGCGCGCGCACGCAGCGCCUGCAGAAGGACAUGGAGACUAGUGACGACGGGACUGAGAGUUGUACAAAGAUGUGUAGAGUAAUUCGUGCCAUACAAGAAUAUAUAAACGAAUGUGAUAGAAGGUUCUCGGCGGAUCGUCAGAUACUGCCGAUUUACAGGUCGGGCAGGGGACGGCAGUGUACUAUAAUAGUCAGAUUUAAUUUUCAAACAGGCCAAAGACAAAUCGAUGAUAUUGAAUUAUUUUCACAUUCUAAUGAAACUCUUCACUCAUUGCGCGUGGCUGUUCAGAGAAGGUUAAAGUGUACAUCAGAGAGCAGUAUCAAACUGGAAAUGUAUAUAAAUAAGUUAGAAUUGUAUGUGAAUGGUGAACUUUUGGAUUCAAGUCACGACAGGAAAAUACUUUCACAAAUCCCACUCAGAGACAAGACUAUUCUUGUUGCCAAGGUGUAUGACGGUCAAGUAUGCGGCAGUGGUGGAUGUGGCUCGUCCAACGAGUCGAGCAGCGACUCGAGCGCCACCUCUCCACCGGUGCCGCCGACACCGGAACACGCUUUGCCUGGUGUGAUUUUUUCACAAGGCUCUUGGUAUUUACCGUUUAUAUUGGAAUUAGAGCAUGUCGGUAUUACCAAAGGACACAUCCCACUAACGGAGGCUGCACAUCUUCUUUCGCAAAUAUGUCCACCGCAUAAGUUAACAGUAGAGAAGUUAACAGAAGCAUUACUGUGUAGAGAUGAUUCCAAAUUAAAGGAUAUGCUGUACGGGCCAGCGCCACCCGCCGUUGCUUAUAACAUUGAGGUUUUAUACAGUAUGGUGAUGCCGUCAUCAGACACCAGAUUGGAGCGUAAUCGCAGCUUUCAACUAGCUUGUGUAAAAAAAGCUCCCCUCUUGGUACAAUGUUUGUCUGACAAUGAGUUUCUGAAGGGCGCCGCACCACAUACGCGCAGAGUUGGGUACUUAGCACUAGUGAGGCUAGCAAAAUUAGCUUUAUACACACUGGGACAUCUUUUUGAAAUUCUCGCUCCUGAUGGGUCUGAUACCUCAGUUGAUAAGGAAUUUAGAAUGGACGUCACAAUAUUGCGAGAAGCAUUACAGUCUGUACCAAACCACAACUGCGAAAUAAUCGUCAAGGCUAUUGCAGAGAAAUUAGCAAACACACUUGGAGAGCAGAUGGUGACAAGUGGUGAAGAUAGUGAAUCAGUGUCCUCGCUAGUGUGGUGGCGCGUGCCAACAGCAGCCACAGUGCGAUCUCUCUACGCACUUACCUACUCUGUGGCCCAACCCUCAGAAAUUUCAGGCUUAGUGCAUUCGGAUGAUGUUACAUUGGUUCGAGAGUGUAUGGAGGUGGUUACAAUUUGCAUGGCUCUUGGCGGAGGACAUCUUGAAGAUCUAUUACACGAGUCUUGGUGGCAGGAUACUGCUUUGUAUUUGAUGAUAGACUGCCCCAGCGCUCAGGUGCGCGUGUCGUCCGCGGAGCAGCUGCUGUCGAUGUGCGCGUGGGGCGGCGGCGGCGGCGCGCGCUGCGCCCUGGCCGCGCUGGGCGGGGCGGGCGGCGCCGCCACGCUGCCGCGCCUCGCCGCGCACUCGCGCCACGCGCACCAGUUCCUGCAGCUGCUGUGCCGGCUCGUCGCGCUCGCCGGGCCCACGGCCAGGACGCUGGACGAUCUGGCCACUGAGGUUGCUUGGUUACGCGCUGUUCGCACAAAUCCCGAAGCCCUUGAAGACACUUUACUGGAGGGACAUUUGAAUCUCACCAAAGAGCUCUUUACACAUGUGCCAGCUCAAGUUAAAUUUCAAUAUGGUGCACACCCUGACCAUAAAGAUGCAGGUUUAAUCAAGGAAGUGGCAACAGAGUUCCUCUGGCCGUACUCGUGGGCGUGGUGCCGCAUGUCGGAGGGCGGCGAGCGCGGCGCGAGCGGCCCCAGCACGAGCGAGGACGUGCCCACGCCGCUGUGCCGCACGCCCGGCUCCGUGGCCGCCGCCGCCGACCUGCUGCUGGCGCUCGUGCACGGCUGCGUGCCCAACAUGGCCGCGCUCGCCAACCUGCUGCACCUCAUGUUCUAUAGCGAUAAAAAUAUGCCGCUAUCCGAAUGGGAAUACAUGCCGUGCGUGGGCCCACGUCCAGGCGCUGGUCUUGUUGGGCUGAAGAAUGCGGGUGCCACCUGUUAUAUGAACUCGGUGUUGCAGCAGCUGUACUGCGUGCGCGCAGUACGAGAUGCACUUCUCACUGUGCAAGGCGCCGCUACAGAUCCAAAUGAAGAUUUUUCUGGAGAAAUACAUCACCACAACAUUAUAGAAAAUAAUACAGAGAAUAGCGGCGACUACAACAUCACCAUAUUAAAGCAAGUGCAAGCGAUAUUUGCGCAUUUACAUUACAGUAAACUUCAGUAUUAUGUUCCUCGGGGAUUAUGGGCACACUUCAGAUUGCAAGGCGAACCUGUGAAUUUACGUGAACAACAAGACGCAGUGGAAUUUUUUAUGUCGCUAGUAGAGUCUCUAGAUGAAGCGCUUAAAUCUUUAGGUCAAGAACAAUUAAUGGCCAAAACUAUGGGAGGAACAUAUUCCGACCAGAAGAUAUGUAAAGGGUGCCCACACAGGUAUUGUAAGGAAGAGCCAUUCAGCGUAGUAUCUUUAGACAUAAGGAAUAUGUCGCGGUUACAGGAGUCGUUAGAGGCAUAUGUACGCGGCGAAUUAUUAGAAGGCGCAGAUGCCUAUUAUUGUGAUAAGUGUAGCAAAAAGGUGGUAACAGUGAAAAGAUUAUGUUUAAAUAAACUGCCUCCAGUUCUAGUCAUACAACUUAAAAGAUUUGAAUACGAUUUUGAAAAAGUCUGUGCAAUAAAAUUUAAUGAUUACUUUGAAUUUCCGCGCGAGUUGGACGUGGAACCCUAUACAGCGUGGGGUCUAGCACGUGCGGAAGGCGAAGGAGCUCUUUGGGAAGGAAGUGAGAAUUGCGAGAAAGAUCCGCGGUACACUCAGUACGAGUUGAGCGGGAUCGUCGUACACUCCGGGCAGGCUUCCGGGGGACAUUAUUACUCUUAUGUAUUAUUGAGGGACACGGGUUCUAUGGGUCGCUGGGUGAAGCUGGACGACGGUGACGUGGCCGAGUGCGCUAUGCACGAUGAUGACGAGAUGAAGGCGCAGUGCUUUGGCGGCGAAUAUAUGGGAGAGGUAUUUGAUUCAACUAUAAAGCGGAUAUCUUACAAGCGCCAGAAAAGGUGGUGGAAUGCUUACAUGUUAUUUUAUACGCGAAAGGACACGAUAGAUACGUCUCUAGAACAAACUAUGAGAAAUAUGACUCUCAAGGAAAGUGCCAUACCGAGACCUAUUUGGAAUUCCGUUCGUAGAAGCAACAUUGCAUUCUGUCACAAUCAAGAUCAGUUUAGUUUAGAACAUUUUAAUUUCAUGAAGAAAUUAUGUUUCAUGAGGUUACAAGUUCACCCUGGAUCGCAAAGUGCUGUUUGGGGCCAAGAACACGAAGAAAUGUCAAUGUUAGCUGUUCAGAUGGCUACAAAGUUUUUGUUCCAAGUUGGUUUUCACACAAAGAAAACUUUACGUGGUCCAGCGACCGACUGGCACGACAUUCUUUGCCAGCAUUUAAGAUGUUCUCAAAGUGUGAGAGCGUGGUUUGCAUCAGAUCUCUUUAAACAUCCACAUAGGUUAUGUGAUUAUUUACUCUCGUGUCCUUCGGGUGAUGUUAGGAUAGUAUUUAUGAAAAUCAUAGUAUUUUUGGCACAUUUCUCAGUUCAAGAUCCACCAGUGAGCAACGGAUACGGCACGUGGUGCGGCCGCGAGGAGGCGACGUGCCUGUCGGACCAGGUGCUGUGCAGCGCGCGCGCGCUGGCGGCGCCGCACCACGACGCGCACGCGCACCGCCACCUGCCGCUGCUGUUCAACCUGUUCCACGCGUACGCGAUGCUCGGCGCGCACGAGAAGUACCAGCUGCUCCGGCUCAAAGUUUUGGAUAUCGUGCUGUCGGUGUGUAUGGAUGAAUCCUAUGCAGCACUUGGAAAAUAUCAGUAUCCAGAGUCGGCUAAAAUACAUCAGGUGGUGUGCGCAUUAGUGCGGUGUUGCGACGUGAGCGCGCGGUGCCAGUCGGCAGGCGCGGCGGAGGGCGCGGCCCCGCUGCCCAAUCCAUUCGCGGAGCCACCGCCCACGCAUGGCCCGCGGCCACAGCUCACCGCCACCGCUGCUGACCUGCUCUACAAUAGGACUGGUACUUACAUGAAGAAGCUGACGGAGGAGUGCUGCGGGUGCGAGGAAGGCAUCCGGCUGAUCCAGUUCCUGUGCUGGGAGCACGCGGGCUGGUCGCGCGCCGCGCUGGCGGAGCUGCUGUGGCAGAUGGCCUGCGCGUACUGCCACGAGCUGCGCAGGCACUGCGACGCGCUCACCGCGCUGCUGCUCAUGGAGGACAGCUGGCAGCAGCACCGCUUGCACAACGCUAUCAAGGGCGUGUCAGAAGAGCGGCCGGGUCUGCUGGAAACGGGUCUGCGCGCACGCAGCCACUACCAAAAGCGCACAUAUGCGUGCGUGAAGCUGCUGGUGGGCGUGAUGUGCCGCGCGCCGAUCGCCGUGCGCGCCGUGCACACGCAUUCUGAGGCGCGACGUCGCUGGAGGCAGCUGCUCGCAUGGCUGCAGGAUGAGCUUGAUCGCUAUGGUUCUGGGUACGGUUCGUACGGGACGUGGUCGCCUCCAGGAACUUCAAACGAAACAUCCAGUGGAUACUUCCUUGAACGCAGUAAUUCGGCAAGGAAAACUUUAGAAAAGGCGUACCAGCUGUGCCCCGAGGAGGAGGAGGAGGACGAGGAGGGGCGCGAGACGGGCGAGGGCUCCGGGUCGGGCGAGGCGGGCGACAGCGCGGACGACGACGAGCCGCCCGACGACGACGAGCCGCCGCGCCGCCUGCACCUCGCGCCGCCCGCGCCCCCCGCGCCGCCGCCGCCCCGCGACCCCGCGCCGCUCUGAGCGCGCCGCCACGAGCUGCGACCAGUGGCGUGCGUCCACGCGAUACAGUCGAUUGAUUCUAACUGAAUAAUGUGUAGAGUUCGCGCCCAACUACCAUCGAUAUUUGUUCGCGUUGUUUCUUGCUAAGCGUCUAAGAAACGGAUUGCGUAGGCGCGAUACGAACGACUGAUACUGGCUGUCAGUCGAACAGCACGUAGAUAAGUUCGCAUUGUCGCUUGGACGCGCCCAAGUGAUGGAUUGUGUCCGCGCAUACAAUCAGCCGCUACUGACUACACUUCGAUUAUAACUGUUGGCUUUCGAUUCAGCGUGGACGCAACGACAUCACGCUAAUGUAUUUAUCACCUUGCUUCAGUGCACCGUAUAAACGUAUUUUGUAUACUCGUUUUGUUGUUCACUUGGGUGCUUCCGAGUGCAAGAAGAGACUAGUCCCGCGCUGUUGAUAUGUUAACCUUGAAUACAUAGGCGUAAUAAUAAAUCCAAUCUUAGUCUAUGCGCCCUAUGAGUUGUCCAAAUCCAAAGUGAUUAGAAUACUUUUUAUGGUUGAACACUCAAUAGAUAUUUUGGUUUAUUGUUAUUUAAAUUACGAAAACUAUGAUAAAAUUAUUGUAAAUUUUAACGUUCGGUACUUAACAUAAUAUGGUGCCAUUUCACUUGAAACAAAGUCCGAAAAUUGCACCAACCUGUGUAUUAAAGUAUAUUAUAUCAACAGCUUUGAACCUAUUUAUUGUUUUGCGUCUCCCGCUUAGCCGUAGUUUUGUUUAGCGAUGCGCAAUUGCGAGACAUUUCGUAAAAAGUAACCGCCUAUACAAAAAAAAAAAAAAAAAUUACAUACAAUCGCUAAUUUCGUCGAUCAUUUUAGAAAUUUCUUUAAAAUAG